Fomitiporia mediterranea MF3/22 is the source of this 2646-nucleotide messenger RNA. RefSeq lists its product as uncharacterized. Gene Ontology annotation, biological process: cellular response to heat. Lineage: Eukaryota; Fungi; Basidiomycota; Agaricomycetes; Hymenochaetales; Hymenochaetaceae. Bases 1 to 2646 code for a protein of 881 amino acids. The record is from RefSeq and is a predicted model, not a curated record. Gene Ontology annotation, cellular component: cytoplasm; mitochondrion. The transcript is spliced from 9 exons. Gene Ontology annotation, molecular function: ATP binding; ATP hydrolysis activity; protein binding.
AUGGAUUGUGCACUUCCUCCCGCAGAGCAAAUCUCUCUUAAGUCCUAUUCCGAUGCAGCAACCCAAGUUGCGCAGUUAAAUGAAGUUGUCAAAGAGCUGGUCUUACGCCUUCUGCCAGCUCUUCAGGGCACCGCCUCACCUGAAGACCUGCACGCCCGGCUUCAUUUGUCACUCUUGCAGGGUAGUGACUCUUUCGAAAAAAUUCGAGGCAAAUCUCCAGACUCUGCGACGGAUUCUCAGGAUACUUCCACUCUGGGGACCAAGGAACGACCCUUGGAAAGUGCUAUCCAGCAACUGUUUAAGGCACUUGUACGACGUGAUCACAAAUCUGUUUUCCGCAUAUUGGAGGUAGCACCGUCCCUCGUUAAUCGGCAACACGAAGGCGGGUGGUUCCCGUUGCACGCUGCAGUCUUGACGGGUGAUGUCGAGCUUGUUAAGCUAAUUCUUUCAAACCCAAAUACGGAUGUGACAGCCGUGUAUGAGCCAGGGGAAUCAGAAACCAAUUCCGCGCUCCUAGACCUUGAAAGCGAGCUCGGAAUAUGCGCUGAUGGUACGAGUGGGGCGUCGCCGCUGCACUAUGCAUGCAUGAUAGGAAACGCAGAUAUCAUUGAUGUCCUUAUGCGGCACGGGGCAUUGCCCGAUUCUCUGGACGGGAAAAAGCAGGAACCUAUCGAGUAUUUCAAUUUAGAACAUGACUUGGAGGUCGCGAUCAAGUUCCGUGAAUUAUGCGCAGAGCGGCAGGCUCGAGAAGACUUUUAUAAAAAGAGCGCAAAUAUCGAUAAAUUUGCAGAUUUGAUAUGUCAGAACAACUUUGUUCUGUUCCAGCAGUCAGUACCGUUCCUAGUUGAUAUACUCGAUAUUCUAGGUAUUGACAAGGUGUGCGCUGCUAGGGCUUUGUCUGAAUUUCCUGAAGAAGCUUCAAGGUUUACAUAUUACGACUUCACACUUUUGCACCUUGCGGUCAUUCAUCAACGCCGUUCCUUUGUUGAGCUGUUGUUGACCACCUGUCCCGACUUGAUCAACAGGAUUGACGAUCGUUCGAGCUAUACUUCUGAUAACUCCCUCUCGUCAUUUGCGCCUCCCAUCUUUCCUCAUAAAUACGUGAAAGAUGCAACUGCUUUGCACUACGCCUGCCUCACAGGAGAUCUAGACAUCAUCACUCUACUCAUUAAUGCCGGUGCAGACUGGAACAUUAAAGACGGUAAAGGCAGAAAGCCUGAGGAGCUGCUGUAUCCGAAACGUACAGACCAUCAACAUGUGAAGCGGUUUUUCUCUGAUCUCUGUGCGGCUCAAGAGGAAAGGAGCAAGCCGGAGAAGUCGCAGCCCGAAAAUGGUGAUGUACGCGACGACCCGGAACACAUCGAUUCGGAAAGCUCGUCUGAGUCUUGCGAGUCCGAUGAUGACUCUUCAGAGUCUCAACGUGAUAAAGAUGAUGACGACUCACCCCCUAGGGUCCCAAUUCCAGUAGCCCAUGCAGUCCGAUUACGCAAAGCGGAGUGGCUGGAUCCCGACCGUCCACUUACAAUGCUCUUUCUUGGUAGUUCCGGCGUUGGCAAGACAGAACUAGCGAAGCAGCUAGCACUAUUUGUUCAUGGAGAGAAUGGGCUUGCGACGAAUAAAGGCGAACGCAUUAAAGAACUUGAGAAGGAGAAGGCGUUCGUGCGGAUCGAUAUGAGCGAAUAUCAGUCAAGUCAUACCGCAUACAACCUUAUUGGUUCUCCAAAGAGUUAUGUGGGUUAUGGUGAUGGUGGAGCUUUGACAAACCCGUUGAAGAAAAACCCGAAGGCGAUUGUCCUGCUAGACGAGAUUGAGAAAGCACAUCCAGACGUGCUUACUUUGUUCCUCCGAGUAUUUGAUGACGGUCGGAUAACGGACUCUAAGGAUGGCGUGAUCUACUGCAAGGACGCCAUUUUCAUUAUGACAUCGAACAUCGCAUCGGACAAGAUUAAAGAGAGGUCUCCGGAGCUACGCAGGCUUGUAGCUCAUGCAGAGACUGAGGGACGGCCAGAGUUGUACUUAAACGCUAUUCGAGGAUUCACGCGCUCUAUACAUCCGCAACUCAAGUGUGCAUUGAAGCGAGACGAAUUCAUUGGACGGAUUAACGAGAUUGCUGUCUUCCUUCCACUCAGUGAGGAGGAAAUCGGGACCGUCGUGGAACGUGAACUUGGUAUAUGGACAAAGCGCGCAGAAGAGAAGCAUAGUAUCACGUUGAGUUGGUCUGAAGAGGUUGUGCAAAAGUUGGCAACUGCGUAUGAUAUAAACUAUGGUGUUCGUUCUGUUACACACGAGGUGCAACGCAUUGCUAUUCACCUUGUUGCUGAUGCGCAGAUUUCGGGUCGGAUUUCUGCUGGCUACAAGGCACGCCUGUCUACCGAUGAGCUUGGUGAUAUCAAGUUGGAUAUCGACCCAGAGGACGCCCCAAAGGAUGGUCUAGAGGAUGGCCCAAAGGAUGGCCCAGAGGAUGCAGAGGAUGGCCCAGAGGAUGGCCCAGAGGAUGCAGAGGACGGCCCAAAGGAAACUCCAGAGGAUGGCCCAAAUGGCACAGAGGACGGCACAGAGGACGGCCCUAAGGCAGGUCCAGAGGACAGCCCAAAGGAUGGCCCAAAGAACGACCCAAAGGAUGGCCCGGUGGACGGAACUACCUAA